AUGACCUCCUUACUCAACAAAGAUUGUCGCAUCAAAGUUAGCUCAGUUCUAAACCGUGAAACGACCUUGUACGGCAAACAAUUCCUCACAGAUGAUAACGAAGAAACAUGCUGGAAUUCUGAAUCUGGCACACCACAAUUCAUUAUGGUUGACUUUGGUCGUAAAGUGUUAGUUGAAACAAUCCAGCUCAUGUUCCAGGGAGGGUUCGUUGGCAAAACAUGUCAAUUGCUUGCCUGGACAGACGAUAAUGAAUUUGUUGAGAUGAUGCGCUUCUACCCAGAAGACAUUAAUCCAAUGCAGAUAUUUGCUGAAAACCAGCGUCAGGAAACAUCUAGAGUCAAGAUUAUCUUUGAGUCAAGCACAGACUUUUUCGGACGUAUCACUGUCUACAAGUUGGAUAUCCUUGGACGCGAUGUUUAA
Molecule: messenger RNA, 420 nt
Organism: Lobosporangium transversale
Lineage: Eukaryota; Fungi; Mortierellomycota; Mortierellomycetes; Mortierellales; Mortierellaceae
Product: galactose-binding domain-like protein
Exons: 4
Coding region: 1-420 (139 amino acids)
Source: RefSeq, a predicted model, not a curated record